Candidula unifasciata is the source of this 1527-nucleotide messenger RNA. NCBI's taxonomy places the organism in Eukaryota, Metazoa, Mollusca, Gastropoda, Stylommatophora, Geomitridae. The record is from the annotation of a GenBank genome assembly.
AUGUUUAGCUAUACGUUUUCAGAAAGAACCGAUUUUCAGUCAGUUGCCAGUUUCCCACAUUUCAGACUUUGGGCUAGAAUGAACACUACAGGAACUAGCCUGUUUGCGAAGAUGUUCAAAACUCAUCUACAGGUAAUGAGGAGAACUCGAGAAUGUGAAAAGAUACUCGAGGCUGCUGUGAGAGCUCUCCACAUGAUAAACACCGUAACUCCCGCAGGUUUAACAGAUAAUGGACAUCGACCAUCAGUAAAUACUCCAUCAGUAAAUACAUUGCUUCAUCUUCGCCAUUAUCAUGGUUUUUUGCCAGAUUUUAGUGGCCACGAUCGCGAAAAACCUGGCCAAUACAGGAAACAGGAAGUAGAUUCACAGACGCCUCAUCAGACACUGAAAUAUCAUGUAGCAAGUAUACAAAAUGAUUUCGUCAGAAAUCGUGAAACAUUGAUAUAUACCGAGACAGGCGGUUUAGAGAAACUGCAGCUGAGGAAAUAUAAUGAAUCAGACAGACUUUAUGUGCCAUAUAGACACCACACAACAGGUGGACUUCACGAAUUGGACUCGUCACAAAUAUUUAAUCAAAAGCGUAAUGGGAAUAAUAGAAAUCACCAGAGUGGGGCACAGCAUGAUUCAGACAGACACCACAUGUCAAGCAGACAUCACAGGUUAGACCGACAUCGCAAAUUAAGCAUACAGCACAGUUUAGAUGGACAUAACAAAUCAAAUAUACAUAAGAAUUUAGACCGAAAUAACAAAUCAGACAUACAUCACUAUUCAGACAGACAGCACAGAAUAGACAGACAUCCGAGGUUAGAAAAAUACCCUAUGUUAAAGAGACAUAAACGAAGGCACAGACACAGUUCAAAGACCAGUGACGAAUCACAAACGCACAUCCAAACAGACCCACAUAAAGGGUCACACAGACAUCACCUAAUCGGGAGAAAUGAUGAUAUAGACAUACAUCAACAAACAGCAAAUUUAUCGUUGCUGCAGUUGACAGCCAACACGAGUAACAAUUUGAGUACAAGUCACAGAGAAGCCAGAGCUGUUUGGGAAAGAGACGCCCAUGCAGCAGAGAGACAUGUGGUGGAGCACCACGGUUUUCAUGGCAGGUCCAAGAGGGAUCUCCUCACUGGCUGGAUGAUCUUUCCUGGGACUAAGUGGUGCGGCGAUGGAGACAUAUCGGAGCACAAGCGAGACAUGGGCUACCACUCGGAGCUGGACACAUGCUGUCGGCGACACGACCUCUGCCCACUGGUCAUUCCCCGGCUGAGCUGGAAGUAUGGCAUCUUCAACUACAGGCUCCACACACUGUCGCACUGCCGGUGUGACCGCAAGUUGAGGAAAUGUCUGCAGGCCUCAUCAUCUCCUUUGGCACAUCUGAUUGGUCAGAUUUACUUCAACGUGAUUGGUCCAGAGUGCUUUAAGUUCACACAGCGAGCCACAUGUGGCCAACGGCUGUGGUGGGGUGGAUGUCAGGAGUGGGUGACCAGUGAGGUUGCUUACUCGAAGAGACAGCGCCGAUUUAAAUAA